AUGCCCAAACACUCUGGCUCCACACCUACCUCCUGUGGCACACAGGCCUACCUUAAGAAAAAGGAUUCAGAAGCCCUCAGAGCCUAUACAGAAUGUCUUUGCUUGGCUCCAGGAAACUCGACCAUCAUUCCAUUAGCAUAUGCUAACCGCUCAGCUGUUCUUUAUCAGAUGGCAAAAUAUGAGGAAUGCCUUCAGGAUAUGGAGCGAGCAGAAAAGACUGGCUAUCCUGCUGCUAUCUUCCAUAAAUUGUUGACUCGUCGUUGCUCAUGCUAUUUGAACAUGCAAAACAAAGAGAAAACUCAGCUGUCAUUGGAACAAUGCCGUAGGCACACAUGUAAUGUUCCCAUAGAAGCUAGAGAGAAAUUCAAAAAAUCAGUAGAAGAUUUAGAACAGAAAGCAUUAGGUAUUCUUGCUGGAUCAAAAAAUGUACCAAGCAUUUAUAGUGAUGUAGACUGUCCAGCACUAUUUAAUGGGGAAAACAUAACAGUGAAAUAUAUGAGCAGUGCAUUGGAAAUGAGAGUCAACUGUGAGUUAGGUCGUCAUGUAAUAGCAAACCAAAAAAUCAACAAGGGUUCUGUAGUAUUUGCUGAGAGACCCUAUGCUGCUAUACUCUUGCCUGAGUAUUUCUACACACACUGUCAAACCUGCUUUUCUCCUGUAUCAAACCCUGUCCCCUGCUGUGAUUGUCGUGAUGUUGUGUAUUGUAGUGAGCUGUGCCAGAGUCAGGGCCAGGCCUUCCACCAGUAUGAAUGUGGCAUCCUUCAUAUCGUUUCAUCUGUUGGCAUUGCACAUCUGGCCAUCCGCAUCAUCCUGGUGACAGGGUGGAAACUCCACUGUGACAUCAGGUAACUUAAAAGCAGUUAGUAUGAAUGUGA
Molecule: messenger RNA, 875 nt
Organism: Penaeus vannamei (Pacific white shrimp)
Lineage: Eukaryota; Metazoa; Arthropoda; Malacostraca; Decapoda; Penaeidae
Source: RefSeq, a predicted model, not a curated record